Messenger RNA from Penicillium griseofulvum, 1857 nucleotides. RefSeq names its product mitogen-activated protein kinase kinase PBS2 (gene pbs2). The coding region runs from base 1 to 1857 and encodes 618 amino acids. Gene Ontology annotation, molecular function: MAP kinase kinase activity; ATP binding. Lineage: Eukaryota; Fungi; Ascomycota; Eurotiomycetes; Eurotiales; Aspergillaceae. Gene Ontology annotation, biological process: protein phosphorylation; MAPK cascade; cellular hyperosmotic response. The transcript has 2 exons. The record is from RefSeq and is a predicted model, not a curated record.
AUGGCUGAUAAACGAGAUUUCGCCUCUGAGGCAGUCGCGCCUGAAUCCGAUGCUCUGUCUCCCAGCGACCCAGCGACUCCUCCGUUUCCCCGACAUACGUCAAGCCCAAUCGUUCUUCCCUCCCGCGAAUCUUCAGGACCUGGCUUAUCUGCCUCAUCCACACAUCUGGGCCAAAUCAAUGCUGCGCGGCGUGGUGGGCCUUCACCACACCCACACCCGUCGAUGAGCUCACAAGGAACCGGCGUAUUAAACCAAGACAUCAUGGCGAAAAUGAAGGCAUUCUCGUUAUCCCGUCAAGGUGCUCCGGUGGCACAACCUGCCUCUUCGACGGGGCAGAUCCCUAUGGCUCAGGGAGGCGCAGGCGGCGCACUUGCUGGUGGAGCACCUCAGGGUCCUACAAGGCCCAAUCCUACGAAUUGGUCAUCUUCCCCUGCCGUUCCCGCCACUGGCUCUAGUCCUUUGUCGCCUCGUCCGGGAGGACUGGCAGCGAAGCGCAUGAAGCCGGGUCUCAAGCUAUCGGAUGUCACUGGUCCGUCCGCUCCCGCAGCAGGUACGGAUCAAAAGCAGGGCGAACAAAAUGGGGACUCUGCCUUCAGCAAAUACUCUGAGUUUAUCGAUACGAAAGAGGGCACUCUGAACUUCAAAAACAAAGCUGUCCUACACGGAGGUGGUGUCGAGUUUUCGUCAGGCCACAGCUUCAAGAUCUCUCUGGAUGAAGUUGAUCGCUUGGAAGAGUUGGGUAAAGGUAAUUAUGGAACGGUCUAUAAGGUUCGACACACUCGCCCGCAUCUACGGAAACCAGGUCUGGGGUUGAGUGGCAUUGUAAGUCGGCCUCCAGGCCAGGACGAAACGAGUCCGGACCCCGGAGCGAACCAACUCUCAGGCGUGGUCAUGGCCAUGAAGGAGAUUCGCUUGGAAUUGGACGAAGCCAAGUUUGCACAAAUCAUUAUGGAGUUGGACAUCCUACACCGCUGUGUCUCUCCAUUCAUCAUCGAUUUCUACGGAGCCUUUUUCCAGGAAGGUGCCGUGUAUAUGUGUGUUGAGUACAUGGACGGCGGGUCGAUCGACAAGCUCUACGAAGGGGGUCUUCCCGAGAACAUUCUGCGGAAGGUGACUCUGUCCACCAUCAUGGGUCUGAAAUCACUGAAGGAGGACCACAACAUUAUUCACCGCGAUGUUAAACCUACCAACAUCCUUGUCAACAGCAAAGGACAGGUCAAGAUCUGCGACUUUGGCGUUAGCGGGAAUCUGGUCUCUAGUAUUGCGAAGACCAAUAUCGGUUGUCAGAGUUAUAUGGCACCCGAACGAAUCGCGGGAGGCGGAAUGCAGCAGUCGGGAGCGCCGAGUGCCGGUACAUACAGCGUGCAGAGUGAUGUCUGGAGUUUAGGAUUGACCAUCAUCGAAUGCGCUAUGGGCCGAUACCCAUACCCACCAGAAACAUUUAACAACAUUUUCAGCCAGUUACACGCCAUCGUCCAUGGAGACCCUCCAACACUACCCGAGGGAUUCUCCGAAGAAGCACACGCACUCGUACGGGCCUGUCUCGACAAAAACCCGAAAAACCGACCAACUUACGACAUGUUACUCCGACACCCUUGGCUAUCCCCUCUCAUGCAGCCCCCUACCGAGUCUGCCGAUGGCAACGCCCCACUACCCGAAGAGUCCGCCUCCGGUGAUGCCGUUUCCGCAAUUACAGAGGACAAAGAAGUGGCUGAGUGGGUGCAAAAGCAAAUGCAGCUUAAGGAAGAUGGCCUGCUCCAUGUUUCCGAGAAACCAGCACUUCACGCCGUCGCCCUGGAUAAGGUCGGAACGACUCCAUCCGAGUGUGACCCUCUCGCUCCGUCGCAAAAUGACUGA